UCUCCAGGUCCAGGCAGCUCGGGCCCCUAUGAGCCCUGGUGUAGCAGAGACCCAGGCUUCUUGGUAGAGGCCCAGAGCCCUGUACUGCCACCACUGCCGGACGAUGCUCAGGACCUCGGGGCUAGCACUGCUGGCUCUGGUCAGUGCUGUGGGCCCAAGCCAGGCCAGCGGCUUCACAGAAAAAGGCCUCUCCCUGUUGGGCUACCAGCUGUGCAGCCACCGUGUGACCCACACUGUACAGAAGGUGGAGGCCGUGCAGACGUCCUACACGUCCUAUGUGUCCUGCGGCGGCUGGAUCCCCUGGAGGCGGUGCCCUAAGAUGGUUUACCGGACCCAGUACCUGGUAGUGGAGGUCCCCGAGUCCAGGAACAUGACUGACUGCUGUGAGGGCUAUGAACAGCUCGGCCUCUACUGUGUCUUGCCCCUGAAUCAGUCCAGGCAGUUCACGUCAAGACCCGGGGUCUGCCCCGCAGAGGGGCCUGAACCAUCCACCUCCCCCUGCAGCUUGGACACCGACUGUCCUGGACUUGAGAAGUGCUGCCCCUGGUCAGGGGGGCGCUGCUGCAUGGCCCCUGCACCCCAAGCUCCAGAGAGGGACCCUGUGGGCUCCUGGUACAACGUCACCAUACUGGUGAAAAUGGACUUCAAGGAACUCCAGCAAGUGGACCCCAGGCUCCUGAACCACAUGCGCCUUCUGCAUUCCUUGGUCACCAGUGCCCUGCAACCAAUGGCCUCCACCGUCCACCACCUGCACUCAGCCCCUGGGGACGCCUCCACCACAGUGUCGCGGCUGCUACUGGGCCUGCCGCGGCCACUGCCUGUGGCCAACGUCUCCACCCUGCUGGGCGCCAUUGCGAAGCGUGUCUAUGAAGUGAUCAGCGUCCAGGUGCAAGAUGUCAAUGAGUGUUUCUACGAGGAGCUCAAUGCCUGCUCUGGAAGGGAACUGUGCGCAAACCUGGAGGGCUCGUACCGGUGCGUCUGUCACCAGGAAGCUCCAGCCACAUCUCCACGGAAGCUGAACCUGGAGUGGGAAGAUUGUCCUCCAGUCAGUGACUACGUGGUCCUCAACGUCACCAGUGACAGUUUUCAAGUAUCCUGGCGUUUAAAUUCUACACAGAACCACACUUUCCAUGUCCGGGUUUACCGGGGUAUGGAGUUGCUCAGGAGCGCCAGGACACAGAGCCAGGCACUGGCGGUGGCUGGGCUGGAGGCUGGAGUGCUGUACAGGGUGAAGACCAGCUACCAGGGGUGCGGGGCCGACGUCUCCACCACGCUGACCGUCAAAACCAAUGCCCAGGUAUUUGAAGUCACAAUAAAGAUUGUAAACCACAACCUGACGGAGAAGUUACUCAACCGCAGCAGCGUGGAGUACCAGGACUUUUCUAGACAACUGCUUCACGAGGUCGAGAGCUCCUUCCCACCGGCGGUGUCUGACUUGUACCGGAGUGGGAAGCUGAGAAUGCAGAUUGUGUCUCUCCAGGCGGGAAGCGUGGUCGUGAGGCUCAAGCUCACCGUGCAGGACCCCGGGUUUCCCAUGGGCAUCUCCACGCUGGCUCCCUUACUCCAGCCCCUGUUGGCAAGCACAGUGUUCCAGAUUGACUGGCAGGGGACACGCGUGCAAGACUGGGACGAGUGUGUGGACAGCGCGGAACACGACUGCUCACCGGCUGCCUGGUGCAUCAACCUGGAGGGCUCCUACACCUGCCAGUGCCGUACCACCAGGGACGCCACCCCCUCCCGCGCAGGCCGGGCCUGUGAGGGUGACCUGGUGAGCCCCACGGGCGGUGGACUGUCUGCGGCAACAGGGGUAACGGUCCCAGGUCUUGGCACGGGAACAGCAGCCCCCGGCCUAGAGAACUUCACCCUGUCACCCAGCCGUGGGCACCCUCAGGGCACCCCGGCAGCAGGCCAGGCCUGGACCCCAGAGCCCUCACCCAGAAGAGGGGGCAGCAGUGUGGUCGUGUAUGACAGGAACAACACAGGAAAAGGCGUGGAGCAGGAGGUGCCCAGCGCUGCCCCGGGUCUGGGGAUGGACCAGGGGAGCCCCAGCCAGGUGAACCCCAGCCAGGGGAGACUCAGACAGGAGAGCACCAGCCAGGCGAGCCCCAGCCAGAGGAGCACCAGCCAGGGGAGCACCAGCCACGCGAACUCCAGCCAGGGGAGCCCCAGCCAGGAGAGCCCCAGCCAGGGGAGCCCCAGCCACGCGAACUCCAGCCAGGGGAGCACCAGCCAGGGGAGCCCCAGCCAGGAGAGCCCCAGCCAGGCAAGCCCCAGCCAUAGGAACACUAUUGGGGUGAUAGGCACCACCUCCUCCCCAAAGGCUCCUGGGUCAACCCACAGCUUCCCUCCUGGGGCCACAGAUGGCCCACUGGCCCUCCCUGGACAGCUACAGGGAAACUCCACCAUGGAGCCACCCUCCUGGCCUUCCCGUACUGAGGACCCCACCGGCCACGUCAUGUGGCAUGCCACCCGUUCCACCCGGGAAACACUUCUGAAUCCCACGUGGCUGCGAAAUGAGGACAGUGGACUCUCCGGUUCUGUAGACCUGCCAUUGACCUCCACCCUCACAGCUCUGAAGACCCCCGCCUGUGUUCCUGUCUCCAUUGGGAGGAUCAUGGUCUCCAAUGUGACCAGCACCGGCUUCCACCUGGCAUGGGAGGCGGAUCUUGCUAUGGACUCCACCUUCCAGCUCACUCUGACUUCCACCUGGAGCCCUGCUGUGGUCCUAGAGACCUGGAACACGAGUGUGACACUGUCGGGGCUGGAGCCUGGGGUCUUGCACCUGGUUGAGAUCAUGGCCAAAGCAUGUGGGAAAGAAGGUGCCAGAGCUCAUCUGAAAGUGAGGACAGCAGCCCGGAAGCUCAUUGGAAAGGUCAGAAUCAAAAAUGUCAGGUACUCAGAAUCCUUUCGCAACGCAAGCAGCCAGGAGUGUCGAGAUUUCCUAGAACUAUUCUUCAGGACGGUGCGGGGCUCCCUGCCAGCCACCAUGUGUCAGCACAUGGACGCUGGCGGGGUCAGGAUGGAAGUCAUUGGCGUCACCAACGGCAGCGUCGUGGUGGAGUUUCACUUGCUGAUAAUCGCAGAUGUGGAUGUCCAGGAGGUGUCAGCUGCAUUUCUCACCGCCUUCCAGACCGCGCCUCUGCUGGAGGUGAUCAGAGGCGACACCUUCAUACAGGAUUACGACGAGUGUGAAAGGAAAGAGGACGACUGUGUGCCGGGGACAUCCUGUCGAAACACCCUCGGGUCUUUCACUUGUAGCUGCGAGGGAGGAGCCCCCGACUUCCCUGUGGAAUAUUCUGAGAGACCCUGUGAAGGUGACUCUCCUGGCAAUGAAACCUGGGCCACCAGCCCAGAGAGGCCUCUCACCACAGCAGGGACCAAGGCUGCCUUUGUGCAAGGCACCAGCCCCACCCCUCAAGGCCUGCCCCAGCGGCUGAACCUGACCGCAGCAGUCAGGGUGCUCUGUGAGAUCGAGAAGGUGGUUGUCGCCAUCCAGAAGCGCUUCCUGCAGCAGGAAUCCAUCCCCGAGUCCUCGUUGUACCUCAGCCACCCCUCCUGCAACGUGAGCCACAGCAAUGGCACACACGUGCUCCUGGAGGCCGGCUGGAGCGAGUGUGGGACCCUCAUGCAGAGCAACAUGACGAACACCGUGGUGAGGACCACGCUGAGGAACGACCUGUCCCAGGAGGGCAUCAUCCACCACCUGAAGAUCCUGAGCCCCAUCUACUGCGCCUUCCAGAAUGACCUGCUGACAUCCUCCGGCUUCACCCUGGAGUGGGGGGUUUACGCCAUCAUCGAGGACCUCCACGGUGCUGGGAAUUUUGUUACUGAAAUGCAGUUGUUUAUCGGAGACUCUCCCAUACCUCAGAAUUAUAGCGUGUCUGCCAGUGACGACGUCAGGAUCGAAGUGGGGCUCUACAGGCAGAAAAGCAACCUCAAGGUGGUCCUGACGGAGUGCUGGGCAACCCCGUCUAGCAACGCCCGGGACCCCGUCACCUUCAGCUUCAUUAACAACAGCUGCCCCGUGCCCAACACAUACACCAACAUGAUUGAGAACGGCAACUCCAAUAAGGCCCAGUUCAAGCUGAGGGUCUUUUCCUUUAUCAACAACUCCAUCGUCUACCUGCACUGCAAACUCCGCAUCUGCAUGGAAUCCCCCGGGGCCACGUGCAAAAUCAAUUGCAAUAACUUUCGGUUGCUGCAAAAUAGUGAAACCUCUGCCACACACCAGAUGUCCUGGGGACCCCUCAUCCGGUCUGAAGGUGAGCCUCCACAUGCAGAAGCAGGCCUGGGUGCCGGUUAUGUGGUCCUUAUUAUGGUGGCCAUCUUCGUGCUGGUGGCGGGAACAGCCACCCUUCUGAUCAUGCGCUACCAGAGAAUGAAUGGGAGAUACAACUUUAAAAUCCAGUCCAACAACUUCAGCUACCAGGUGUUCUAUGAAUAGGAGGCGCAGGCUGACAGGAAGGUCGCCGUGAGUCAACCUGCCUCCAGAACCUCAGAGCUUCCCUGGUGGGCUCCCCCGGGAUCCCCAGUGUCUCUCUGCGCCUCCACCCAUCCCUCGGUUCUUAACUCUUCAAGCCUUAACGGAGGUCUGCUCUGACGGGUGGGCUCUGCCAGAGCCCGGGUGAGCCCAGAAAGGAAGACAGCAGCCACCGUCUGCCCCGAAGAGGCAGGCCGUCCUGUAGGUCCUAGAGGAGCCACAGCCCACGGGCAGAUGAAGGGGCUGCGGAAGACGGGGGUAGUCCUGGGGGUGCUGCGGCUACACCACCACCCGCGCGGCCCCCACAGCCCAGACCUCCCAGGCCUGUGACCCUCCACACCAGCCCUCAGAACCCUCCUGGGCUUGCCCUCCCUUGGCGUCCGUCACCCUUUGGCAAAUAUAGAAUAUUUCACAUUCUCAGAGAGACCCGACCGUGCUCUUGAUGCUUUUGAAAAUAGGUCAGUCUUAGAAAUAUACUGCUAAUGUUAUUUUUAGUGGAUGUUUAUGCUCUUUGACUUUUCUCCUGUGUACCAAGGUAUUGCUUUUAUUUACACGACAGCGACUCAAAAGGCACUCGAUUAAUGUGACAACCUUUUCAAUAAGUAGAAAUAACGUAGGUACACAUCACUCUUUACAUUUUUCUAAGCAUUUUCACAGCCGUUUCUUCAUAUAAUCUGACCACAGUGGGAGGUGUGAUUUACCCAUUACACAAUGAGAAACCAGAGGAGCUGAUGAGUUACUUAAUUGAGGUCACAGAAUGAAUUAGCAAGAAAAUGGUUCUAAAAUCUAAGUAUUUUAGUCUAGAAUUUUCUCCAUUAUAUCAUCCUAAGAGAUAAUGCUCUGUACUUCAUUUGAAAUAAACUAGAAUUGUAUUAGAUAGCUCACACCUGAAAGUAGAGUGUUUUUCCUCAAUGAACUUAGAAUUAUAACAUGGCCUUAGUUUUCAACCCAUGAUACUAAUUUUGUUGAAUAUAAUUAAUUGUCAUUCAUACAGAACAUUUGGGGAAAGGAGUAUUUUGAUUUACUGGAUAUUCUCAGAGUCAGUAAAGAAUGACAGUGGGUAAUAUGUGUGGAUCACAGAUUCUGAUCAAGUAGAAUC
Pan troglodytes (chimpanzee) is the source of this 5579-nucleotide messenger RNA. RefSeq names its product uromodulin like 1 (gene UMODL1). The transcript is spliced from 22 exons. Gene Ontology annotation, molecular function: protein binding; calcium ion binding; peptidase inhibitor activity. Bases 104 to 4444 code for a protein of 1446 amino acids. The record is from RefSeq and is a predicted model, not a curated record. Lineage: Eukaryota; Metazoa; Chordata; Mammalia; Primates; Hominidae. Gene Ontology annotation, cellular component: extracellular region.